GAGUGUUUGUUCGUGCGUGUGUCUCCCAGCGCUUUGAGAGGUUACACAUCAUUUUUCGGUCCGGCUGGAUGUCGUAAGAGCUCGCGGCGGGGCAGGCAGAGCUGGGAGCAACCCCCUGUUAAGUAGCAGAUAGUGUGGUGAGUCUGCCCACUUGGAAAGAGGUUCGCGGACGCGUCUGGGAACCAAAAACCCGCCGAGUUCUCUGACACCGGACCAGCUCAUUGUCCCUUUUCCCAGGCUGGGGGUCUACAACAGAGAUUAAUCACUUGUGUUUUUAUUUUUUCUAACCAAACCAAAGAGUUCCUGCAGUCUCCUCCAUAGCUUCAUUCAUGUGCUGCUGAGCCAGAGGAACUGAAGAUGAAGAGCAGGCUGUGUUUGGCGGCGGCUGCCCUCCUGGCACUGCUGCUGUCCUCCACCCAGGCCCAGGACCAAGUUGACCCCCCAUCAGAUUUGAGGUUUAAGAUUUUAAAUGAGAGCACAGUGCAAAUGAUCUGGAGUAGACCACAGUCGAGGAUACAGGGCUACAGAAUACAAGUGACCUCAGACACAGAAGAACCAGCAAAAGAAUUUACUCUGCCUGCAUCUGCUACUAAGACCUCCAUCUCAGGCCUAAGUCCAGAUGUGGAUUAUGUUGUAACGAUAUCUGCGUACGUAGGAUCAGAAGAGAGUCUGCCCAUGUCCGGCCUGAUCACAAUUGAGUCCAGUGUCAGAGGACCUUCCAGGAAGCCAGACCCUUCAGAUUCUGUCAAAUGCUCUGCCAGUGCCAUCGCUGAUGUGGUGUUCUUGGUGGACGGCUCCUGGAGUGUGGGCAGACUGAACUUCAAACACAUCCGCAACUUUAUCUCUGCGGUGGCCAGCGCCUUUCAGAUCGGUGAGGACAAAGCCCGAGUUGGUGUGGUUCAGUACAGCGGUGACACCCGAACCGAAUUCAACCUGAACGAACACCUGACACGCCCGGCGCUGCUGCGGGCCAUCGGCUCACUGCCGUACAAAGGAGGCAGCACCAUGACAGGUGAUGCCCUGAACUACCUCCUGACAAACACUUUCACUGAGGUGGCCGGUGCCAGGAGGGGUUUUCCCAAAAUGCUGGUGAUCAUCACAGAUGGGAAAUCUGAAGAUCCAGUGGAAAGUUAUGCCAGGCAGCUGAGGAGCAGGGGUGUGGAGAUCUUUGUCCUUGGUUUGCACGAGGCUGAUGAAGAGGAGCUGAAGCUAAUGGCCUCCACCCCUUACACCAGUCACAUCUAUUAUGUUGCCAACUUUGACUUGAUCAAGAAUGUGCAGAAAGAGCUCAUUACCCAGGUGUGUGCUGGCGUUGACGAUCAACUCACCUCACUUGUCAGCGGAGAAGAAGUCAUCGAGCCAGCCUCUGACCUUCGAGUCCUGGAGGUAGCUUCAAAGUCCAUGCGGGUGAGCUGGGACGCCUCCAUCGGGGACAUUUCCGGAUACAAGGUGCAGAUGACCCCCAUGAUGACUGGCAGCAGGCAGCAGGAGCUGUACCUGGUCCCAACUCAGACCUCGGUGGUGGUUAGAGACCUCACCCCAGAUACAGAGUACCAGGUCAGCGUGUUUGCUCUGAAAGGCCUGAUGCCCAGUGAGCCCAUUAUGGUCAUGCAGAAGACGGAGCCAGUUAAAGUGUCAGUGGAAUGCUCUCUUGACGUGGAUGUUCAAGCCGAUGUUGUCCUUCUGGUGGACGGUUCCUACAGCAUUGGUCUGGCCAACUUUGCGAAAGUAAAAGCUUUCCUGGAGGUGCUGGUGAACACUUUUGACAUCGGGCCCAGUAAGGUUCAGAUUAGCUUGGUCCAGUACAGCAGGGAUCCCCACCCUGAGUUCUACCUGAAUACUCACCAUGACCUGAACGCCGUGGUCAAGGCUGUGAGGACGUUCCCAUACAGAGGCGGCUCCACCAACACCGGCAAGGCCAUGGCGUAUGUGAGGGAGAGGAUCUUCCAUACUGCCAGAGGGGCUCGCACCAAUGUUCCCAGGGUUACCAUCCUCAUCACUGAUGGGAAGUCGUCUGACGCCUUCCACGAGCCGGCCACCAGGCUGAGAAAUGCUGACGUUGAGAUUUUCGCAGUGGGCGUUAAAGAUGCUGUACGAAGUGAGCUGGAGGCCAUUGCCAAUACGCCUGUGGAGACCCAUGUGUACACCGUGGAGGACUUUGAUGCCUUCCAGAGGAUUUCCAAAGAACUUACACAGUCCAUCUGCCUGAGGAUUGAGCAGGAACAUCGCAACAUCUUCCAGAGACAGCUGGUCCAACCGAAGGCCCUCUCCUUCUCAGAGAUCAGCCCCAGGAGCUUCAGGGCCUCGUGGGAGAGCGACGCAACCGAUGUUGAGUCCUAUUUGGUUAAGUUCAAGCCAGCUGAUGAGCCCAAUGGACAUUAUGUGUCCAUGUCUGUGCCCAGGGACACCCUCACUGCCCUCCUCCCCAAACUCACCCCUCUCACCCGCUAUGAAGUCAACAUUUACACGCAGUAUGACAAAGGGGAAAGCUUGCCUCUGCAAGGCUAUGAGACCACUUUAGAAGAACAAGGUCCAGUGCGCAACCUGAGGGUGUCAGAAGAGACAACAGACAGCUUCAGAGUAUCAUGGCAGCCAGCUCCAGGAGCUGUCACUCGCUACCGGUUGACCUACAGUCCUGUUGGGGACGAGAGCUCGAGGCUGGAGACUACCACUGUUGGCAGCGAGACCACCAUUGUGCUCCAACAGCUUCAGCCUCAAACCACGUACCGCGUCACGGUCACUCCCGAAUACUGGUCCGGGUCCGGAGAGCCAAUGCAGACCGAUGGCACCACCAAAGAAGGCAGGGGUUCCCCCCGUGACCUGAGAGUUUUUGACCAGACCGUGUCCUCCAUGAGGGUCUCAUGGGAGCCAGCGCCGGGACAUGUGCUCCACUACCGCGUGGCGUACAGUCCCUCUGCUGGUGGCCCCAGGAAGGAAGUGUCAGUAAAGGGUGACAGCACAGCAACUCUCCUCAAGAACCUGCAGCCGGACACCGAGUAUGACAUCUUCGUCAGCGCGCGAUACUCCUCAGGCCUGGGUGACGCACUGGAGGGACAAGGCGCCACUCUAGAAGAUGUGGGCCCUCCUAGAGACCUGGUCACCAGCGAUGUGACCGACACCAGCUUCGCCGUGUCAUGGACACCAGCGCCUGGGAACGUGAGGAUGUACCGGCUCCAGUGGAAGUCACCGUUUUCUGGGGAAGCUGGAGAUAAGUCGUUGCCCGGCGACGUUACCAGCACCGUGCUGGAAGCGCUAACCCCGGAGACACUUUACCGAGUUUCUGUGGUUGCCGUCUAUGGUGACACAAUCAGCGACCCGCUAACCGGACAGGAAACCACCGAUGCCUCCACUGCUGGUAAAAGACUGACUGUGUCAGAUGAGACCGAGCGAACCAUGAAAGUAAAGUGGACGCCGGCGCCAGGCAGAGUGGUCAACUACCGUCUGAAGUAUGUCCCAAGAAAUGGAGGCAAAGAAGUGGCUCUGAAGAUCCCUGGCACGGUGACUUCCACCGUCAUGAAGCGCCUGCAGCCCCUGACCACUUAUAACAUCACCGUUCACCCCAUUUACAAGCACGGGGAAGGAAAAGCAAGGCAAGGAGUAGGAACGACACUGUCACUCUUCAAGGCUCCCAGGAACCUCCACACUUCAGAGCCAACCAAGAACAGUUUCAGGGUCUCCUGGGAUGCGGCACCGGGAGAUGUUAAGGGCUACAAAGUGACCUUUCACCCUGCUGGAGAGGAUGUUGACCUAGAGCAGUUACUUGUUGGACCCUAUGAUAACACAGUUGUUCUAGAGGAACUCAGGGCAGGAACAAAGUACUCAGUGGCUGUGUUUGGGAUGUUUGAUGGAGGGGAGAGUUUGCCUUUGGCAGGAGAAGAGAAAACGACCCUCUCUGAUGCUCCUGAGCUGCCUCCUCUUGACCCUUCUGCCACCGAGUGCAAGACCACAGCGAAGGCCGACAUCGUGCUGCUAGUCGACGGCUCCUGGAGCAUCGGCCGCGUUAACUUCAGAACCAUCCGUAACUUCAUCAGUCGCAUGAUCAGCGUCUUUGACAUUGGCCCGGACAAAGUCCAGAUCGGUCUGACGCAGUACAGUGGAGACCCGAAGACCGAGUGGCACCUCAAUACCCAUUCGACCAAGGCGUCCCUGCUUAAUGCUGUCAACCAGCUGCCAUACAAAGGAGGAAACACCAUGACAGGACUGGCUCUGAGCUACAUCCUCGAGAACAACUUCAAACGUCGCAUGGGAAUGCGAGAUGACUCUCGCAAAAUUGGUGUCCUGAUCACCGACGGAAAGUCCCAGGAUGAAAUUGUCUUGAACUCACAGAGUCUGAAAGACAGCGGCAUCGAACUCUAUGCUAUCGGUAUUAAAAACGCCGAUGAGAACGAGCUGAGGACCAUCGCCUCCGAACCAACUGAAAUUCACAUGUACAAUGUCAACGAAUUCCAGUUCCUGACAGACAUUGUUGACGACCUGACCGACAACCUCUGUAACAGUGUCAAGGGUGCAGAAAUUAAAGCGCAGCCGCCCAAUAACCUGGUGACAUCAGAGGUGACCCACCACUCCUUCCGUGCCAGCUGGACGGCACCCGAAGGCCCCAUUGACGUGUAUCGCGUCACAUACAUGACCAUGGGAGGAGUGCCUAUGGAGCUGAUGGUCGAUGUGACGAUGACCACUACAGUGCUGGAAAACCUGAACCCUCUGACUGAGUACCUCGUCAAUGUUUACUCUGUGGUCGGUGGGGAGAGCAGCGAGCCGCUGAAGGGCACUGAGACCACCUUGCCGCUACCACCAGUGACAAACAUCAAUGUUUACGAUGAGACUGUAACCACCAUGAAGGUGUCAUGGGAGAAGGUGGACGGUGCCACAGGUUACCUGAUGCUCUACAAGUCCAUCAAUGCCACUGAGCCUCAGCUGGAGCAAGAGGUACGAGUUGAUGGAGAUGUAAAUAUUGUCCAGCUGCUGGAUCUGACACCCAACACAGCAUACACCAUCACACUUCACGCCCUGCACGGUGAAGCUGUCAGCGACCCUCUGGAGGGGACAGGAGUCACGUUGCCCGUGCCUCCUGCUGGACUCCUGAGAAUCACUGAUGUUACUCACAGCACCAUGAGGCUGAACUGGGAUGCUGCUCCGGGACCUGUCCGCAAAUACACGAUCACCUACAAAACAAAGCAAGGAGAUAUGAAAGAGAUAUACUCUGACGCUGACAAAACCACCAUGGACCUGAGCAGCCUCACAUCCGAGACUCACUACGAUGUAUCCGUCACCCCGGUGUAUGACGAAGGACCUGGAUCCCCGAUGCUGGGCAGCGCCGUCACAGAUGCUGUUCCUCCACCCAAGAACCUGAGGUUCUCUGAGGUGACCCAGACCUCGUUCAGAGCCUCCUGGGACCACGGAGCCCCAGAUGUGGCCCUCUACCGCCUCGGCUGGACCAAGAGUGGGGAGAGCAACUUCGAGUUUGCUAUCCUGAACAAUGAUGAGAACAGCCAUGUCCUGGAGAACCUGGAGACAGACACUGAGUACACUGUCACCGUCACAGCCAUCUACCCAGAUGAGUCAGAGAGUGAAGACCUGACAGGAAGCGAGCGCACAUUGUUAAAGGAUCUACAGGUGCCCAGUGGGCCUCCUCGAAACCUGAGGAUUUUCAACGCCACCGCCUCCACGCUCCACGUGAAGUGGGACCACGCCCCCGGCCCCGUCCAGAGCUACAACAUCAUCUACAAGCCUGUCGACGGAGGUGAACCCCUCACGACGCAGGUUGGAGGGAGGAAGACCAACACCAUCCUGCAGAAGCUCGAGCCCAACACUCAGUACUCCGUCACUGUGGUGGCGGUGUAUCCCAACGGUGUCAGGAAAGACAUCUCCGGAGAAGGAAAAACCAAGCCUCUGGGUGGAGUAAGGAACCUCCAGGUGUUGAACCCGACCAUGACCACCCUGAAUGUGCGCUGGGAGCCUGCCGAGGGCCGAGUGAAGGAGUACAAAGUCAGCUAUGCUCCUGCUGCUGGAGGACCUGAGAGCAUGGAAACGGUGUCACCGGGUACUACCACCACCACGCUGCGAGGCCUGCAGCCUGACACCCUUUACACCGUCUCCCUGGUGCCGGUCUACGCUGAAGGAGACGGAAGGAAAAUGUCUGAAAAUGGAAAGACAAGACCACUGGGAGGAGUGAGGGGCCUGAGGGUGACUGACCCCACCAUGACCUCUCUGAAUGUGAACUGGGACCCAGCUGACGGUGCUGUUCGCCUCUACAAGGUCUUCUUCGUGCCCACCGCUGGUGGUCGCGAGGACAUGGAGCAAGUUCCUACAGGCACCACCUCCAUCGUCCUCAGGAACCUGACGCCCGACACACUGUACACGGUGUCGGUGUUACCAGUGUACCCUACCAGGGAGGGAAAACGGCAGUCGGAGAACGGAAAGACGUUGCCUUUGGGUGGAGUGGGCACCAUGAAGGUGACCAACCCGACCAUCACUACUCUCACUGUCACCUGGAAUCCUGCUGAUGGCAACGUUCAGGGCUACAAAGUGAUCUACGUUCCUGUAGAUGGAGGCCAGGAAGUGGUGGAGCAAGUGUCAGAGAGUACCACCACAACCGUCCUGGAGAAUCUGCUACCGAACACCCACUACACUGUCACCGUGGUCCCAGUGUACGCCGAGGGAGACGGACCCAGCCUGACUGACAACGGCAAGACGAAGCCGCUGGGUUUUGUGAAGAACCUACAGGUUACCGAUCCCACCACCAGCUCCCUGAAUGUCCGCUGGGAUCCCGCCGAGGGAAAUGUUCGCGAAUACCGGGUGGCUUACUCCUCGCUGACUGGAAACAGACCCACCGAGUCGGUCCUGCUUCCAGGAAAUGUUAACAAUGCCUUCCUGGACAACCUCAUCCCAGACACUCCAUACUCGGUCAGCGUCUCAGCUCUGUACCCCGAUGGAGCGGGACCACCAGUGAAGGGCAAUGGCAAAACAUUGCCCCGUACCGGUCCCAGGAACAUGCGUGUGUAUGAUGCCACCACCAGCACCCUCACCAUCGGCUGGGACCACGCAGAGGGUCCCGUCAGGCAGUACAGGAUCGCCUACGCCCCCAUGACUGGAGACCCCAUCACGGAGUUUACGGUGGUCCCUGGAAACAGAAACAAUGCCAUGCUGCAGCAUCUGCAGCCAGACACGCCGUACAACAUCACUGUAGAGGCUGUCUACGCCGAGGGUCCAGGAGGGUCUCUCAAUGGAAACGGACGUACAGUCGGAAUGUUGAGUCCCAGAAACCUCCGUGUCUCAGAUGAGUGGUACACCCGGUUCAGAGUGGCCUGGGACCCGGUGCUGGCUCCUGUCCAGGGAUACAGGCUGAUCUACUCUCCUGUUGGCACAGACCGGUCCACUGAUUUCUUUGUGGGCGAUGUGACAUCUUACACUCUGCACAACCUGCAGCCUGGAACCACCUAUGAUGUCGAAGUGAUUGCUCAGUACACCAGCGGCAUGAGUGCACCGCUCGAUGGACAGGGAACCACACUCUUCCUCAACGUGACCAACGUCGAGACCUACAACAUCGGCCACGACAAGUUCUGCAUCAAAUGGAGUCCUCACAGGGCGGCUACAUCAUACCGCAUCAAACUCAACCCUGCAGACCCUUCCAGUAAAGGACAGCGUGAAAUCACGAUUCCCGCUGGGCUGCCUCAGUACUGCUUCGACGGACUCUCUCCCGAUGCUCGGUACACUGCCACCGUGUUCGUCCAGACCCCAAAUCUGGAAGGACCAGGAGUCAACGUCAAUGAGAAAACAUUGGUGAAGCCAACUCCGGCCCCAACGCUCCCACCAACCCCAACACCUCCACCCACCGUCCCCCCUGCAUGGGAAGUUUGCAAAGGUGCCAAAGCAGAUGUGGUGUUCCUCAUUGACGGCUCCUGGAGUAUCGGAGAGGAGAGCUUCACCAAAGUCAUACACUUUGUCUCCAGCGUGAUCGCCGCCUUUGAUGUCAUGGGACCCUCAGGAAUGCAGGUGUCAUUCGUGCAGUACAGCGACAAUGCGAAAACAGAGUUCAAGCUGAAUGCUUACGAAGACAAAGGUGUCGCCAUGUCUGCGCUUCAUUACAUUCGCUACAGAGGAGGAAACACCAAGACAGGAGAGGCACUGAAACACACCCUUGAAAAGGCCUUUUCUUCAGAAAAUGGAAUGAGGAGAAAUGUCCCCAAGGUGAUUGUAGCGAUCACAGAUGGGCGAUCUCAGGACGAGGUGAAGAAGAGCGCCACCAAGCUGCAGCACGCAGGUUAUAGUGUUUUUGCCAUUGGUGUUGCUGAUGUGGACUUCGUGGAGUUGCAGCAGAUUGGCAGCAAACCCAGCGACAGGCACGUCUUUGUCGUGGACGACUUCGAUGCUUUCAACACCAUCAAAGAAAACCUGAUUACCUUCCUUUGUGAAACGGCAUCUUCAUCGUGUCCCUUGAUUUUCCUGAAUGGGUUUACUUCACCUGGCUUCAGGAUGCUCGAGGCCUUCAACCUGACGGAAAAGACCUACAGCCACAUUAAAGGAGUCUCUAUGGAGCCCGGCUCCUUCAACAGUUACACAUCAUACAGACUCCACAAAGACGCCUUCCUGACUCAGCCCACCACCGACAUCCACCCCCACGGUCUUCCCCACACCUACACCAUCAUUCUGAUGUUCCGUCUCCUCCCUGAUUCGCCUACAGAGGCCUUCGACAUCUGGCAGGUGUCAAGCAAAGACCAUAAGCCAGAGACCGGCGUCACUAUUGACUCCUCCAGCCAGACCGUGGCGUUCUACAACAAAGACGAGCGUGGCGAGAUUCAGAGGGUCACAUUCGACAACAGUGAAGUGAAGAAGAUCUUCCAUGGAAGCUUCCAUAAGCUCCAUAUCCUGGUUUCAUCCACCAGCGUCAAACUCAACAUCGACUGCCAAGAAGUGGAUGAAAAAGAAAUCAAGGCCACUGGAAACGCGUCCAGCGAUGGCUACCAGGUUCUGGGCAAGAUGUCCAAGUCCAUCGGCUCCAGAGGACAGUCAGCAACUUUCCAGCUCCAGAUGUUCGACAUUGUCUGCAGCUUGGCCUGGACCAGCAGGGACAGAUGCUGUGACCUCCCCUCUAUGAGAGACGAGCUGAAGUGUCCGGCUCUUCCCAACUCUUGCACCUGCGUGUCAGAGACCAAUGGGCAGCCGGGGCCUCAUGGACCAGUGGGUGCCCCCGGCAUCAAAGGUCCUCGAGGUGAAAGAGGAGAGCCCGGUCCUGCUGGACCGGUCGGCCCACGGGGAGAAGACGGACCACCGGGGCCCAUGGGUCUGCCCGGCCCUCAAGGACCCAGCGGGCUGUCAAUUUCAGGAGAGGCUGGCCGCCCUGGACCAAAGGGAGACCCCGGUGACUCAGGCUUACCUGGACAGAAAGGUUUACCUGGUCCUCCCGGUAACGUUGGCCCGAUCGGACCAGCUGGAGUGAGGGGCCCUCAAGGAAAGGAUGGACCGGCUGGACCCAGAGGCCCCGCAGGCCCCAUGGGACCUCCAGGAUCUCCUGGAAUAGCAGGUCCUGCAGGAAAACCUGGAAAUCCUGGAAACUCUGGUCCUCCUGGUGGUGUCGGUCCCAAAGGAGACAAGGGGGAGAGAGGCGACUUUGCUCCUCAGAACAUGAUGCGAUCCAUCGCCAGACAAGUUUGUGAACAGCUAGUAAACUCCCAAAUGAGUCGUGUCAGCUCGUUACUGAACCAGAUCCCCAAUGGCAUGUCUCGCAACAAUAACCCAGGGCCCCCGGGGCCUCCCGGAACACCCGGCAAUCAGGGACCCCGCGGAGAACCGGGCUCCACAGGAAGGAAUGGUUUCCCUGGAAGUCCAGGUUCACCCGGCCCACAGGGGGAGAGAGGUCCAGCAGGACAGAAAGGUGACCGAGGACCAUCAGGAGUGGGAGCCAAAGGACCACAAGGGCCUCCAGGUCCACCAGGACAGAGCAGAACAGGACCUCCAGGCCCUCCAGGCUCCACUGGGGCCCGCGGCCCCCCUGGACGUCCAGGCUACGCUGGAGUCCGUGGGCCUCCUGGGCCUCCUGGAUACUGCGACUCUUCUCAGUGUGUCGGUAUCCCUUACAACGGGCAAGGAUACGCAGGUACGUAG
Messenger RNA from Monopterus albus (swamp eel), 10101 nucleotides. It is a transcript of the gene col12a1b, whose product is annotated as collagen, type XII, alpha 1b. Bases 358 to 10101 code for a protein of 3247 amino acids. The transcript has 70 exons. Gene Ontology annotation, biological process: heart development; nervous system development; cell-substrate junction assembly. Gene Ontology annotation, molecular function: integrin binding; proteoglycan binding; extracellular matrix structural constituent. Lineage: Eukaryota; Metazoa; Chordata; Actinopteri; Synbranchiformes; Synbranchidae. The record is from RefSeq and is a predicted model, not a curated record.